This is a messenger RNA of Microcebus murinus (gray mouse lemur), 2151 nucleotides long. RefSeq names its product diphthamide biosynthesis 2 (gene DPH2). Gene Ontology annotation, molecular function: 2-(3-amino-3-carboxypropyl)histidine synthase activity. NCBI's taxonomy places the organism in Eukaryota, Metazoa, Chordata, Mammalia, Primates, Cheirogaleidae. Gene Ontology annotation, biological process: protein histidyl modification to diphthamide. The record is from RefSeq and is a predicted model, not a curated record.
CCCGCUGAGGCACUUCCGGCAGGCCUCGGACUCGGACGGGUCGCCGGUUCUCUGCGGCUGGAGCUGGCUUAGGAUUGGGCGACCCUGACCCUUUGAGAGCUGUUGUUGAGGACGCGGACCCCGAAGCUGACUCAGGGAGGUCCCUCCUGCAUCCCACCACCCAAGGUGUCUCAUGGAGUCUACGUUCAGCAGCCCCGCGGAGGCGGCGCUGCAGCGGGAGGCGGGGGUCCCGGGACUGCCCACUCCUCUCACGGACCUCGAUCGAGUGUACGAGCUGGAGCGAAUCAUUGGAUUUGUCCGUGACCUGGGGUGUCAACGGGUAGCCUUGCAGUUCCCUGACCAGCUACUGGGAGAUGCUGGGGCCGUGGCUGCACGACUGGAGGAGACCACGGGGUCGAAGAUGUUCAUUCUGGGGGACACAGCCUAUGGCAGCUGCUGUGUGGAUGUGCUGGGUGCUGAGCAAGCUGGAGCUCAGGCUCUUGUACAUUUUGGCCCUGCCUGCUUAAGCCCCCCAGCCCGCCCGUUGCCAGUCGCCUUCGUCCUUGGUCAGCGUCCUGUGUUCUUGGAGCUUUGUGCUAAGGCCUUUGAGGCCCAGAACCCAGACCCCAAAGCACCUGUGGUUUUGCUGAGUGAGCCAGCCUGUGCCCAUGCCCUGGAGGCCUUGGCCACUCUCCUGCGCCCACGGUACCUGGACCUGCUAGUCUCCAGCCCAGCUUUUCCUCUGCCAGUGGGAUCCCUCAGUCCAGAGCCUAAGCCCCUGGAGCGUUUUGGGCGCCGCUUCCCCCUGGCUCCCGGGAGGUGCCUAGAAGAAUAUGGUGCCUUCUAUGUGGGGGGCUCUGAGGCCAGCCCUGACCCUGACCUUGAUCCAGACCUGAGCCGGCUGCUCUUGGGGUGGGCCCCAGGGCAGCCCUUCUUCUCCUGUUGCCCAGAUACAGGGCAUACUCAGGAUGAGGGUGUCCAGGCUGAGAAGCUAAGGGCACGAAGACGGUAUCUGAUAGAGAGGGCCAGAGAUGCCCGAGUGGUGGGGCUGCUAGCAGGCACAUUGGGUGUGGCCCAACACCGUGAGGCACUGGCACAUUUGCGGAAUCUGACCCAGGCUGCUGGCAAGCGUAGCUAUGUGUUGGCCCUGGGGCGGCCCACCCCUGCCAAGCUUGCCAACUUUCCUGAGGUGGAUGUUUUUGUGCUGUUAGCCUGUCCUCUAGGCACCCUAGCACCCCAUUCUUCUGGUAGCUUCUUCCGGCCUGUAUUGGCACCCUGUGAGCUGGAGGCUGCCUGCAACCCUGCCUGGCCACCUCCAGGCCUGGCUCCCCACCUCACAUAUUACGCAGACUUGUUGCCUGGUUCUCCCUUCCAUGUGCCCCUCCCACCACCUGAGUCAGAGCUGUGGGACACCCCAGAUGUAUCACUCAUUACUGGGGAUCUCCGACCACCACCUACCUGGAAGUCGUCAGGUGAUCCUGGGUGCUCAGCCCUGACCCCACGGCCCCAGCUGGAGCUGGUUGAGAGCAGUCCUGCAGCCUUAUUCCUUAGUUCCCGGAGUUGGCAGGGGCUGGAGCCCCGCCUGGGUCAGACUCCAGUGACAGAAGCUGUGAGUGGAAGACGAGGGAUUGCCAUCGCCUACGAGGAUGAGGGAAGCAGCUGACACCAUGUGGGGCCAGAGACACUGAUGGCCCUAUGAAUCACUGCUAGAACCUUUAGUGCUACCUGCACCAACCUCCCACCCCCCUGCCAGGAUCCUUGAAGGAGCCUGGAUGAAGGGAGGGCAGGCAGCCCCUCACUGGGGAUAGGAUCCAUCUCUGGCACAAGGCUCAGCACAUAUUGGCUUAAUUAAUGCCUGUUGUUUGGUGAACGGGGGAAGGGACUGGGGCUUCCCUGAGACCUUCUGGACCCAUUUGUCCUGGGAACAGCCCAGGACCUUUGGGCAAUCCCAGUUCAUGGUCUGUAAUUGAGGGUCUGUCCUUGUCAAACGGCUGGUGCUAGAUGCUUUACACCAGGGUUUCUCAACUGUGGCACUAUUGAUGUUUGGGGGCAGAUAAUUCCUUGUAGGGGCUGUCCUGUGUUUGGUAGGGUGCUUAGCAUCCCCAGCUUGUGCCCAUUAGACAUCAGAAUCACCCUAAUCCCACAAUUCUGACAAUAAAAAAUGUCUCCAGA